UAAGCAUUGCAUACGUUUCCAUAUGCGUUGCCUACGUUUCCAUAAGCAUUGCCUACGUCUUCUUCUCUACUUACGCUUAUGUACUUAAAAAUAGAAAUGAAGGCUUACGUAACUUGUGCUUUCUUUUUAGAUUCCAAAAGCAGAGGGCAUCUUGAUAGUGAACGCUUCUGGUUAUGGAAUAGGUAUGCUACAAGUUGGCGUUACGUACCACGUAACCAAGGCACCAUUAAAAACUAACUUUGACUUCAUUGUCAAGAAUAUAAAAGAGCAACGCAACCACAUUGAAACUCGAAUGUGUGCGCAAUGGAAAGGAAAAGGCAAGUCUUCGUCUAUGGGUGUCAUAGAAAUGACAAUYUUGUCAGGCUUUUCAGCAGACGAAGAACGCGUUAAUAAGUUGAUCAAAGAUCCAAGCCUGUUCCUCAAACGAAUCGAUUUCCUGAACAAAAAAAUCAYAUUCUAUUUCGACCAGAUCAACAAAUCCAAUGCAACUUGYAUAUCUGUACAGCUUGAUCGUACCCAUGACAUAGGGAAAACCAAGCCUGUUCCUGCUAUAGUGUAUGACUACUAUAAUCCGGAAAACCGAGCAGAAGCCUUAUAUUCAACAAACCAAGUCAAAGACCUGAAUAUCUGUAGUGUUUGUCCUUCAUGUUUUGGGUGUUACGCCACAUCCACCAAUUCAUCCACCAAGCAAGAGAUUACGAUCCCAACUCCCUGUACAGGCUGCGAAAAUCAAACUAAAACGAGGAUCAAUGCCGAUGCUAGCCAGCGCAACAAUACGGGAACAAAUCACGUUGACACUUGUGUGGUUUCAAUGCUUUGUGCACUCGUCUUACUGUUACAAACAACUGUCUUGUAAACAGGAAAGUCAGUCCUGACAAAGGCACAGCGUACYAAGCGKYAUCAGACCUCUCUUUCGUGUGACCACACCCAAUUACGCGACAAUGACUACCGACUGAGUCGGUGGAAUAUGUGGUYAAAGCUAUAUACAAGACAUAAGCAAUCAAUAUAAAACGACUUUUUUAUUCAAAACUUUGGUAUAAAUCUCUUCAAUUUUUGUAACAUUUUAUGUCGCCGUUGAUAAGGAACCAAAAGCGAAGUGAUGAUUACAUCACGUUCCUGGUUAAAUUAACCAUUUCCAGGCAAAGUGCUGGCUGACAGACGACAACAUUUAAAUUACUGUCUACAAUAAUAACAUUACAUACGAUGAACAGGUAAAUGCAGACCUGUAGACGUCUCGCAUGCUUGUUGCGUAAAAAAAACGUAAUACGAACCGAGAGUCGCGUAAGAAAGAUAACGUAAUACGAACCGAAAGUUCAAAUAAGCAAAAAAGCUUUAAAGCUUAAUAACAACAAAUAAUAACUAAAUAAUAGUUAUCUUAAAACAAAAUAUCCAACGAAAACAUGUAGACACGUCAAAAAACGUCUUUAACUUAUUUUAAGAGUGAAUGACGUUAUAUGCGUAUUUUAUACCACGGAAAUCCCAGAAAUAA
Molecule: messenger RNA, 1489 nt
Organism: Exaiptasia diaphana
Lineage: Eukaryota; Metazoa; Cnidaria; Anthozoa; Actiniaria; Aiptasiidae
Product: C3 and PZP-like alpha-2-macroglobulin domain-containing protein 8
Exons: 5
Coding region: 185-856 (223 amino acids)
Cellular component (GO): extracellular region
Source: RefSeq, a predicted model, not a curated record